Coregonus clupeaformis (lake whitefish) is the source of this 509-nucleotide messenger RNA. Its product is annotated as cytochrome c oxidase subunit 7A2, mitochondrial. The transcript has 4 exons. The record is from RefSeq and is a predicted model, not a curated record. Gene Ontology annotation, biological process: mitochondrial electron transport, cytochrome c to oxygen; mitochondrial respirasome assembly; regulation of oxidative phosphorylation. Bases 106 to 357 code for a protein of 83 amino acids. Lineage: Eukaryota; Metazoa; Chordata; Actinopteri; Salmoniformes; Salmonidae.
AUGCAGAAGUAAUCGUGAAGCGUCACUAAAUCCUUUCAAAGAAGAAGAAAAUAGCGGAAGCGCGGUCUUCCGGUGUCCUUGUACGACGACUGUUGAAGUGGAGAGAUGUACCGACACAUUCAAGCUCUCCAGCAGGUGUCGCGGCGGACGCUGAGCAGCAGCGCGCGCAGGCAGGUGGAGAACAAGGUCCCACAUAAACAGAAGCAUUUCCAGGAGGACAAUGGGAUUCCAAUUCAUUUGAAAGGGGGCGUCAGCGAUGCUAUCCUGUACAGAACAACAAUGGCACUCACUAUUCUAGGAUCUGCAUAUGUCAUAUAUGAACUGGUUUGUGCAGCUUUCCCCAAGAAGAAGGACUGACUCACCUGUUCUACAUGACACCUUGUUAGUUGUAAAAUGUUGUCUCUGUCAUCAGGGGGUUGAUUUGUCAUGUCAUAAUAGCUUUUGUUUCAUGUUCAUGGGAUCAUUAUUUAUUUAUUAUAACUGAGGAUGAUUAAAUAUGCCUCUCAUUA